GUCGUAGGGAGAGGCCAGUCCAAGCUACGAACGUUUAUCUCUCUUCUGCACGCGAGUCUUUUGAUGAGUGCGUUAUACGCGAUCAACGCAUCUUUCUCUUUUCCUUUUCUUUUCUCUUUUCUUCUUAUUCUUAUUCUUCUUUCUCUUUCCUUUUUUAUUUUACUUCUUUUUAUUAAUUUAUUUCUAGUUCAACCUUUUCCGAUAUUUCUUCCUCUCUUACCACCAACAUUACCACCACCACGAUUAUCAUCUCCCCCGUAUUGUCAAGUUCGUGAAGAUCUUAUUGGUAGAAAUUCAAUGAUCAUUCGAACUAGAUUUUUUCGAGAUGCUUGAAUGUCGACAGAGACGGCAAGAAAGGAAAUGCACUUAUUGACUAGCGUCUGCGCUCUCAUAUUGAUCUGCAGCCCGGUCUGACAUCGAGCGCACGAGUAUACGGGUGGGACCUCGACAACGCCUUCCAAAAAUGUAUAUUUUUUUGAGCUUUGCACGAUUCAUUCUUAUAUCGUCGAUACUCUGCAUCGGUCUCUGCUCCGAAGAUGAGGAGAGGUUGGUGCGAGAUCUCUUUAGAGGCUACAACAAAUUGAUCAGACCGGUGCAAAAUAUGACAGAGAAGGUGCACGUCAAAUUUGGACUCGCCUUCGUUCAGCUUAUCAACGUGAAUGAGAAAAAUCAGAUCAUGAAAUCGAACGUAUGGUUGAGAUUCGUAUGGAUGGAUUAUCAAUUGCAAUGGGAUGAAGCGGAUUAUGGUGGCAUUGGAGUACUCAGGUUACCGCCCGAUAAAGUAUGGAAGCCGGAUAUAGUAUUGUUCAACAAUGCCGAUGGUAAUUACGAGGUACGUUACAAAAGUAACGUUUUGAUCUAUCCGAAUGGCGAAGUACUUUGGGUACCACCAGCGAUCUACCAAAGUUCUUGCACAAUUGACGUCACCUACUUUCCGUUUGAUCAACAAACAUGUAUUAUGAAGUUUGGUUCAUGGACAUUCAAUGGCGAUCAGGUAUCCUUAGCCCUUUACAACGACAAAAGCUUUGUCGAUCUCUCAGAUUACUGGAAAAGUGGUACCUGGGAUAUAAUCAGUGUACCAGCUUACUUGAAUACCUACCAGGGCGAGUUACCAACCGAAACAGAUAUCACGUUCUACAUCAUAAUACGACGAAAGACGCUUUUUUAUACGGUGAAUUUGAUCUUGCCUACAGUUCUGAUUUCCUUCCUUUGCGUCUUGGUCUUUUAUUUACCCGCGGAAGCUGGUGAAAAGGUGACACUCGGUAUAAGUAUUCUCCUAUCAUUAGUUGUGUUUCUUUUGCUGGUUAGCAAAAUUCUACCACCUACGUCUCUCGUAUUACCGCUGAUAGCCAAGUAUCUUCUCUUUACUUUCAUCAUGAAUACCGUUAGUAUCCUGGUAACCGUGAUCAUUAUAAAUUGGAAUUUCCGUGGGCCACGUACUCACAGGAUGCCGCAAAUGAUACGAAAAGUUUUUCUGAAGUAUCUACCAAAGUUUCUUUUGAUGCGACGACCAAAGAAGACGCGUCUCAGAUGGAUGAUGGAGAAUCCAAGCGUAACUCUGCCAGCUUCGACUUAUUCCGGUAGUCCUACGGAACUGCCAAAACAUCUGCCAUCCUCUUUAGCAAAGAGUAAGAUGGAAGUAAUGGAGUUAUCCGAUUUGCAUCAUCCAAAUUGUAAGAUCAAUCGUAAGGUUCAUCAUACGACCAGUGGCUCGAGCGCAGCAGGUGCCGGUGAGGCUCUUGGCGAUAGAAGGGGAUCCGAAAGUUCGGAUUCUGUUCUUCUAAGUCCUGAAGCAAGCAAAGCUACUGAGGCAGUUGAAUUCAUUGCUGAGCAUCUUAGAAACGAAGAUUUGUAUAUACAGACAAGGGAAGAUUGGAAAUACGUUGCGAUGGUGAUCGAUCGAUUACAGCUUUACACCUUCUUCAUAGUCACCACAGCUGGUACUAUAGGGAUCCUAAUGGAUGCACCCCAUAUUUUCGAGUAUGUGGACCAGGAUCAUAUCAUAGAGAUUUAUCGCGGGAAAUAAUCGCUUUAUCCAUUCUAUCGUAUAUUAUUCUUCGCCAAGUUUCGAUGGUCAUCAACGACGAAGAAAAUUCUUUUUUACUAUCAAAUGCGUAUUCGUUCGCUAAGAUAUUCCAUCAAAUAUUUCCGGAACGUAUGCGAAAAUGCAAAAUAAUCAUUUAACGGGUGUUCGCCUAAUUCUCGUAUGAACGAUGGCAUACGAACUCGCGAUGUUACCGUUACGUUGAAACUACAAAACGAACAUUCGUAUUGUUUGUAAGGAGGUCCAAGAAAUUUAAUCGAGAGCGCUUUCUUGCAUUUUUCUUUGCGAAUGCCCUAAGAAGUCUUAUU
Molecule: messenger RNA, 2352 nt
Organism: Vespa mandarinia (Asian giant hornet)
Lineage: Eukaryota; Metazoa; Arthropoda; Insecta; Hymenoptera; Vespidae
Gene: nAChRbeta1
Product: nicotinic acetylcholine receptor beta1
Biological process (GO): monoatomic ion transmembrane transport
Cellular component (GO): postsynaptic membrane
Molecular function (GO): acetylcholine-gated monoatomic cation-selective channel activity; transmembrane signaling receptor activity
Source: RefSeq, a predicted model, not a curated record